Molecule: messenger RNA, 2193 nt
Organism: Brachypodium distachyon (stiff brome)
Lineage: Eukaryota; Viridiplantae; Streptophyta; Magnoliopsida; Poales; Poaceae
Product: long chain base biosynthesis protein 2a
Exons: 12
Coding region: 346-1812 (488 amino acids)
Biological process (GO): ceramide biosynthetic process; sphingosine biosynthetic process
Cellular component (GO): serine palmitoyltransferase complex
Molecular function (GO): pyridoxal phosphate binding; serine C-palmitoyltransferase activity
Source: RefSeq, a predicted model, not a curated record
GCUUUUGGCUCCUUCCCCUUCCCUGUCGUGCUGUUCAACGUUCGAACCCUCCCUUCCUCCGUGUCCGUCCAGUCGCCAUUGACGACCACCUCCGCCGCCUCCCCUCCCUUAAAUCCCCUUCCGCUCUCAUUCACGCCUCAUUGCCUAAUCGACCCGUCUUCGCAGCAAAUCCUCAAUCCAUGUGAAAAGUUUCCAAGAAACCAUCUAAAUCCAAGAAUUGCAGCUUGGAGAUCCAGGAACGACCCCGCCGACCCCUAGGGGUCAAGAAUUUUAGCCAAGUGCGCAAGAACCGGACCCAGGAACCGAGGAAUUUGUAAGGGUUAGGCAGCGGCCGGGACAGCCAAGAUGGUGAGGCUGCCAUACACGACGGCGCUGACUACACUGUUCAGCUACGGGCUGCUCUUCGCGUUCGGCCAGCUCAGAGAUUUCUUCCGCAAGUUCAUCGAUUGGUUCAAGGACAAGAACAUCAAGGGGUACGCGCCGAUCUGCCUGGGCCUCGAAGAUUUCUACGUCCGCCGCCUUUACCUGCGGAUCCAGGAUUGCUUUUCUAGACCAAUAGCAAGUGCACCAGAUUCUUGGUUUGAUGUUGUUGAGCGAUACUCCAAUGAUAAUAACAAGACAUUACAGCGUACUUCAAAUACCACUAGAUGCCUGAACCUAGGAUCCUACAACUACCUUGGAUUUGCAGCAGCAGAUGAAUUCUGCACUCCACGUGUUAUCGAGUCUCUCAAGAAAUACUCACCAAGCACCUGCAGUGUUCGCGUCGAUGGUGGCACGACCGAACUUCAUGCUGAGCUGGAGACGUUGGUUGCACGUUUUGUUGGAAAGCCUGCUGCUCUCCUGUUUGGCAUGGGUUAUGCAACGAACUCAGCCAUAAUCCCUUGCCUAAUAGGAAAGGGUGGGCUAAUUAUUAGUGACUCACUGAAUCAUAACUCGAUUGUGAAUGGCGCAAGAGGCUCGGGUGCAACUGUCCGGGUUUUCCAGCAUAACUCCCCUGCUCAUUUGGAAGAUGUCCUGAGAGAACAGAUAACUGAUGGUCAGCCACGGACACAUAGACCGUGGAAGAAGAUUAUUGUCAUUGUUGAGGGUAUCUACAGCAUGGAAGGGGAGCUAUGCAAACUCCCGGAGAUCAUAGCUGUCUCCAAGAAAUACAAGGCUUACACAUAUCUGGACGAGGCCCAUAGCAUUGGUGCUGUCGGGCAGUCUGGGCGAGGUGUUUGUGAACUCCUAGGGGUUGACCCAGCUGAUGUAGAUAUAAUGAUGGGGACUUUCACGAAGUCAUUUGGAUCAUGUGGUGGAUAUAUUGCCGCGUCGAAGGAUUUAAUUCAGCACCUAAAGCAUAGUUGCCCAGCCCAUCUUUAUGCUACUUCCAUGUCACCACCAGCAGUGCAGCAAGUUAUUUCUUCAAUUAAAGUUAUACUAGGAGAGGAUGGCUCCAACAGAGGUGCCCAGAAACUUGCACGCAUCCGUGAGAACAGUAAUUUCUUCAGGUCAGAGCUUAAGAAGAUGGGUUUUGAGGUGCUUGGUGACAAUGACUCUCCAGUUAUGCCCAUAAUGCUCUAUAACCCGGCUAAGAUUCCUGCAUUUUCUAGGGAAUGCCUUAAACAGAAGGUUGCUGUUGUCACUGUGGCAUUCCCUGCCACACCUCUCCUACUUGCAAGGGCUCGUAUCUGCAUUUCUGCCUCUCACACCAGGGAGGAUCUGAUAAAUGCCCUUAAUGUUAUUAGUAGAGUUGGUGAUCUUGUGGGCAUCAAAUACUUCCCUGCAGAACCACCAAAGAUUUCCGAAGCCAACCAUGAUAAGCUGGAGUGAAGAUACACGUACCCUGAGUGAAAAAUAGAGUGAAUCAAGUUGUUUCAACCUAGUGGUGAAUUUACCAAGAAAUCAUUAUGGAACAAGCACAUCUUGAAAAAUGGUUUCCGUAGACUUGACUUGAGAUUUUGUCGAUACAUGAGAAUCCAGAGCCUGUCUUAUUUAGCUGACAACUAUUGUUUGUGGAUGCACAACUACUCUUCCAAAAUGUGUAUAGCUUGCUGAAGUUCAGUUGGUCUGUUGUUAAAAUCCAUUUUGUUCAUGUACAUGAGAUGGACACGGUAUAAAAUGUUAGGGGAACUUGUUUAGUUAUUUUAGUUACGAGGACAUUCUGUUUUCAUGUAUUUCUUAUAUGCAGUAAAUGAAUUGCCAUGUGCAGCA